UUGAUCCAAUAGGUAUCAAUAUCAGCCAUGUUCAGCAGUAAGUAUCAACUGCAAAAAACUCUUUAAAUACCCAUUCAUUCUUCAUUUUCCUCCAAUUCAAUUCCAUUACUUAUACUAAAAAGAAAGAAAUAGUUGUGGUCCAAAUUUUUUUUUGAAAAAUGGAGACCCAUAGCUCCUCUUUCACUAAUAUCAAAUCUUACCUCAAAGCACUUUCAGAUACCCCAAACCGUUUAGUUCGCCGGGCCGGUUCUGUCUCGACUAGUUUCGAAGAAACAAGUCGAGUCAGGGCCCGGUCUGGUGGCGACAUGAAGAGAAGUCUCCGUUGGUACGACCUUAUCGGACUCGGUGUCGGUGGUAUGGUUGGUGCCGGUGUUUUUGUUACUUCUGGUCAUGCUAGUAGAGUAUGUGCUGGCCCUGCUGUUGUUCUGUCGUAUGCCAUUGCUGGCUUAUGUGCUCUGCUCUCUGCUUUCUGUUAUACUGAAUUUGCUGUUGAUAUGCCUGUUGCUGGCGGCGCUUUUAGCUAUAUCCGUAUCACUUUCGGUGAAUUUCUAGCGUUUUUGACCGGUGCAAAUUUAAUUAUUGACUAUGUAUUAUCAAAUGCGGCGGUGGCGAGGAGUUUUACUGGAUAUUUUUGUACAGCGCUCGGCAUAUCUACAGAAAGCAAAUUGAGAAUCACCGUUAAUGGCUUACCAGAAGGAUUCAAUGAGAUUGAUGUUGUUGCUGUGUUAGUGGUUUUAGCCCUCACCGUAAUCAUCUGCUACAGUACAAGGGAGAGUUCGACGUUGAAUAUGGUAUUAACGGCGUUACAUCUAGUGUUCAUAGUAUUUGUGAUAGUAAUUGGAUUUACAAGAGGGGAUACGAAGAAUUUUACAGAGGCAGGGGAUAAGAAUAAUCAUACGAGUGGAUUCUUCCCAUUUGGUGCUUCAGGUAUGUUUAAUGGAGCAGCAAUGGUGUAUUUGAGUUACAUAGGGUACGAUGCCGUUUCAACAAUGGCUGAAGAGGUCAGAAAUCCAGUUAAGGAUAUACCUGUUGGUGUCUCGGGUUCCGUUAUACUCGUGACAGUUCUUUACUGCCUCAUGGCUGCUUCAAUGUCCAUGCUUCUUCCUUAUGAUAUGAUUGAUCCAGAUGCGCCAUUUUCGGGAGCAUUUGUGGGAUCGGACGGCUGGAGAUGGGUAUCAAAUGUGAUAGGUGUUGGGGCUAGUUUCGGUAUUUUAACAUCUUUAUUAGUAGCGAUGUUGGGCCAAGCUCGAUACAUGUGUGUGAUCGGACGGUCCAGCGUAGUCCCCGCUUGGUUUGCUAGGGUCCAUUCUAAAACAUCAACGCCUGUUAAUGCUUCCGUUUUCCUUGGAGUUUGCACAGCAGCAAUUGCCCUUUUCACUGAUUUACAAAUACUACUCAACCUUGUAUCAAUUGGUACACUGUUUGUAUUUUACAUGGUAGCAAAUGCUGUUAUCUACAAGCGUUACGUCUCGGUUGGAGUAACAAAUCCAUGGCCUACACUAUCAUUCCUUGUUUGCUUCUCAUUGACAUCCAUUUUAUUCACCUUGUUAUGGCAAUUAGCACCACCAGGCAAGCCAAAAGCCUUCAUGCUUGGGGCCUGUACUGCUAUCGCCAUCGCUGUGUUACAACUGUUCCACUAUAUGGUACCACAAGCGCGAAAACCCGAGUUUUGGGGUGUCCCAUUAAUGCCAUGGAUUCCUUCCAUAUCUAUCUUCCUCAACAUAUUCUUGUUAGGUUCACUUGAUAGGCCAUCCUACGUGCGAUUCGGAUUCUUCUCAGCUCUUGCUGUGCUAGUGUAUGUUCUCUAUAGUGUUCAUGCUAGCUUUGAUGCUGAGGAAGAUGGGACACUUAGUGAAAAGAACAUUGAACUGGUGAAGGAAUCUAUCGAGGUCCAGGACCAUACUCUAAAAGUGUAAAAAUGUUCUCUUUUUAAGCUGACUUUUCCUUUAGACUUUUAAUUUUUUUUCUUUUUGAGGGGUGGGGGGCUUAAGUUAUGGAUACCUAACAUAGAAAUGGGAGAAGAAAUAUAGAAUGGAAUAUUCUGCAGAUUUUGUAGUGAUCAAGUUGUAUAGUUUAUUUCCAUUAGUGGGUUCAAGUUUUGACCUGUGACCCCCUUGUAUAUUUUUGAGUACUUGGUUAAGUCAACUAUUGAUCUUUCACAA
This is a messenger RNA of Lycium barbarum (goji berry), 2162 nucleotides long. RefSeq names its product cationic amino acid transporter 7, chloroplastic-like. The transcript is spliced from 5 exons. Bases 159 to 1916 code for a protein of 585 amino acids. Lineage: Eukaryota; Viridiplantae; Streptophyta; Magnoliopsida; Solanales; Solanaceae. Gene Ontology annotation, biological process: transmembrane transport; amino acid transport. Gene Ontology annotation, cellular component: plasma membrane. Gene Ontology annotation, molecular function: amino acid transmembrane transporter activity. The record is from RefSeq and is a predicted model, not a curated record.